Messenger RNA from Prunus dulcis (almond), 3374 nucleotides. RefSeq names its product pentatricopeptide repeat-containing protein At1g76280-like. Gene Ontology annotation, molecular function: protein binding. The transcript is spliced from 14 exons. The record is from RefSeq and is a predicted model, not a curated record. Bases 868 to 3318 code for a protein of 816 amino acids. NCBI's taxonomy places the organism in Eukaryota, Viridiplantae, Streptophyta, Magnoliopsida, Rosales, Rosaceae.
GACAUCUUCUUCUUCCCCGCGCGCGCUGAUCUCUCUCUCCCUCUCUCUCCCUCCCCCUCCUCACACGCAGCGCCCAGGGUCUCCUCAACAACCCCUCAACGGCAAACUUCGUCCGGAGGAACGUAUCCGGAAAGUCAGACACUCGUGUCCGGAAUGUCGGAUACACAUAUCGGUUAGUCAACUAACCUAUAUACGUAUCCGAUGCGUAUGGGACUGUAUCCAAACGAGUAUCCGAUACGGGAUACGCUACUAAAUUGGCGUACCCAUGCUUCAUAGUUGACUACCUUUUUUCCCAAAAUCGAAUCUUUGCCUCACAAACACUGGGAAUCCGCGUGAAACUUUGAAGAAAAAGGAACUUGGUUGUCCAGUACACCAUAAAAGAAAGCAUUUUGAGCAUAUACAAUAGGUUUUGAGCGGCCCUGACCAUGCACAGACCUCUAGCGAGGGUUGCAUUGCGGUCAAUUGCAGAUUCGCUUUUUAAGUCACAACCACAAUACCAUUAUUGUUUUUGCAGGGACAAAGAAUUGGUCCCGACAGAUUGGAGUAUUCUCGAACUCUUACAACCUCAAAUUGUAAUGUUUCAAAACUGUUCAACUUGUGCGGGGUACCUAGAUUAGUAAAUAUGCAUGUUUUGUAGAAUGUAUAGGUGCACUGUACCUAUCAAUUACUCGUUACUAUCUUGGUAGUCAAAUCAAGCUUCAACUGCAAUUGUUAAAAUUUCUUAUAAAGAAAAUUCAAUUAUUUCUAGUUGGCUUGACAUAUUUUUCUUCUCGUUUUCUUAGCCCUGGUUAUAUCUUGAAGCAGGAUAAAUGUGCAGACCAUUUACUUUAUGUUUUUACAGUAACCUUUGGUUAAUUUGAGUGCGAGAUGAUAAAUGCAGGUCAUGAAGUUUCGUGGCACAGCGCAGAAUCAAUUACCAGGUCCAUGCAGAUGCAAAUUGUUGAUGCACUACGCUUGGGUGAGAGAGGCCAAGCUUCCAAUCUGCUUUUGAAUCUUGGCCAUGGGAAUGAUUCAUUAAGAGCUGAUGAUUUCAUCGAUAUUCUUAAUUACUGUGCUAAGUCACCUGAUCCAUUGUUUGUAAUGGAGACUUGGAGAAUAAUGGAUGAAAAAGAGAUUAGCCUGAAUAACAUAUGCUCUUUGCUUAUGGUGCAAUCUCUAUGUAAAGGAGGAUAUUUGGAGGAGGCAUUUAAGUUGAUAAAUUUCCUUGGAGAAAUUCCUGGCAUCUAUCCGGUUCUACCUAUCUACAACAGUUUCUUAAGGGCUUGUGCCAAAAUGCAGAGUAUAAAAAAUGCCAAUCAGUGUUUGGACUUGAUGGAGCGUCAAAUGGUGGGGAAGAAUGAAGUUACAUAUUCAGAGCUUCUCAAGCUUGCAGUUUGGCAGCAAAACCUGCCUGCGGCCCAUGAAAUUUGGAAGGAUUAUAUCAAAUGCUACAGUCUGAGCAUUAUUCCUCUACGGAAGUUUAUUUGGUCUUUUACUAGACUGGGAGAUUUAAAAUCUGCAUAUGAGAAGUUGCAAUAUAUGGUGGCUUUAGCCAUCAGGGGAAACACUUAUGUUAAUAGAACUUCUGAAGGAAAGUUGUAUUCGUCAAGAUUAGACAUUCCUAUACCUUCAAUCUGUGAAUUAGACUUGAAGAAACUUGAUUUGGAGGAGAAUAAACAUUCCAUUCCUUCCAUAUACUGUGAAAAUUUGGAUGACCAUGCUGUUAAUGCAGAUCAGUGCACUACUUUUGGCUUGGGAGUUGGAGAAGUUGAAAAUGUUCGAAUGGAUAUGCUUGAUAUACAUAUAAGCCAGCCUGUUAUGAAAAUUUUGAGAUGGUCGUUCAGUGAUGUUAUUCAUGCUUGUGCACGAUUAAGAAAUGGUGGCUUGGCAGAACAGUUGAUCCUACAAAUGCAAAAAUUUGGGUUGCAACCGUCAAGCCAUACAUAUGAUGGCUUUGUCAGAGCAGUUACUUCUGAGCGAGGUUUCAGUAGCGGAAUGGAAAUUUUAAGAAUUAUGCAGCAGAGAAAUUUGAAGCCGUAUGAUUCUACUCUGGCAAACCUUUCUAUAGGUUGCAGCAAAGUGCUAGAAUUGGAUUUCGCUGAGGCUCUGCUGGUUCAAAUAUCUGAAUGUUCAUAUCCACAUCCUUUCAAUGCUUUUCUUGCAGCAUGUGACACAGUGGAUCAACCUGAACGAGCAGUGCAGAUGUUGGCUAAAAUGAAACAAUUAAAAGUUGUGCCUGAUAUUAGGACAUACGAGCUGCUGUUUUCGUUAUUUGGUAACGUGAAUGCCCCAUACGAAGAGGGCAACAUGUUGUCACAGGUGGAUGCUGCUAAACGCAUUAAUGCUAUAGAACUGGAUAUGGCGAGAUAUGGUAUUCAGCACAGUUAUUUAUCAAUGAAGAACUUGUUGAAAGCGCUUGGAGCAGAGGGGAUGAUAAGAGAGCUGAUCCAGUAUUUGGACGUUGCAGAGAAUAUAUUUUGUCGUAAUAACAUUUAUCUGGGAACACCUAUUUAUAAUACGGUGCUGCAUUCACUUGUUGAGGCUAAGGAAAAUCAAAUGGCAAUUAAGAUAUUUAAAAAUAUGAAGUCAUUUGGUUUCCCGGCAGAUGCUGCGACUUAUCAUAUAAUGAUUGAUUGUUGUAGCAUUCUAGGAUGUUACAGAUCUGCUUGCGCAUUGGUCUCCAUGAUGUUGCGAGAUGGCUUUUAUCCACUAACAGUGACUUACACCAUUCUCAUAAAGAUUCUGUUGGAAGAUGAUGACAUUGAGGAAGCAUUGAAUCUUUUGGAUCAAGCCAGUUCAGAACGCAAUGAACUUGAUACCUUGCUAUUUAAUACCAUUCUUGAAAAAGCCUGUGAAAAGGAAGUGAUUGAGGUAGUUGAAUUUGUCGUUGAGUGGAUGCACCAAGAAAAAGUCCAGCCGGAUCCAGCGACCUGCCAUUUUGUUUUCUCUGCAUAUGCCAACAGUGGUUUUCACAGCACUGCCAUGGAAGCACUGCAGGCUUUGAGCAUGCGCAUGAUAUGUGAAGAAGAUGGCAGCUUUCCAGAAAAGGCAGAAUUUGAGGAUGACUUCAUCUUUGCUGAAGACUUGGAAGCUGAAUCACGAAUAGUACAGCUUUUUAAAGAUUCUGAAGAGAAUCUUGCUGUUGCCCUUUUGAAUCUAAGAUGGUGCGCCGUGCUUGGCUUAUUUGAGAAAAUUAGGGGAUGCCCUUUUAUCUUUUUUGGUUCAUUACGUUAUUUUGUAAGCUACUGCUUUGUAUAUUUAAAAGGUGAAAUCGUGCUGCAGUUCUCGGAACAAGAUCAACUGUGCCUAGGAGGAGGCGGCAGCAUAUUUUGUUGUUAAUUUAACAAACAAAGCACAAAAAAGCAUUGAUAUUUUCUUUAUGCUUUUAUUCUUUA